CACUAUGAAAAACCACAAUCCAUGUUUCCUUCACUGCCUGACAUAGCUACCUUAUACAUUUUUCUUUUGAAAUUUGGUUGUUGAAUCUGAUCUGAGUUUUUUUUUUGGGGGACUGGGGAAGGGGUUGAAAAGAAGAGAGAGAGGAGGGAAUAUGUUAACGUGCAUAGCUUGUUCAAAGGAGUUAAAUAAUAACAAUGGAUCUAUAGGGCACCAUCAGGAUGAAGAUACUGUGGAAACUCCUAGGACUAGACAAACAAUUAAGGCCCUCACUUCUCAGAUCAAGGACAUUGCAUUGAAAGCAUCAGGAGCUUAUAAAAGCUGCAAGCCUUGUUCAGGUUCAUCAAACAAUGACCAUAAGAACUAUGCAGACACUGAUGCUGCCUCUAACUCAGCACGCAUCCAUUGCCCCUACCGUAGAAGAGGAAGCUCCAAUUCCACGCCCGGGAGUUGGGGCAAAGAGAAGGAAUCAAGACUAAAAGGACUUUCCAGCGGGGAAGGUACCCCUGUUUCCGUUAGUGGCCGUACAGAAUCAGCGGUUUUCAUGGAGGAAGAUGAGCCUAAGGAAUGGGUUGCACAAGUGGAGCCUGGUGUCUUAAUCACUUUUGUGUCACUGCCUGAAGGAGGGAAUGACCUGAAACGGAUUCGAUUCAGCCGUGAAAUGUUUGAUAAAUGGAAAGCUCAAAGGUGGUGGGCAGAGAACUAUGAUAAGGUCAUGGAACUGUACAAUGUUCAACACUUUAAUCGUCAAGCACUUCCAACGCCGCCUGUAUCUGAAGAUAAAGUAUCAAGAACUGAAUCUGCAAAGGACAGUCCUGUGACUUUGCCUCCGAACCAAGAACGCCCCAACAACGUUAUCUGGCCAACAGGAAUGGGCUAUUUGUUAUCAGAUUCCCCGGAUCGUCACCCAAUGCAAUCGCGUCAAUAUUACGACUCAGCUGCACUAGCUUCUACACCAAAACUCUCCAGCAAUAUUAGUGGAGUCAAGAUUGAGACUUCAUCGAUCGAUGGCUCUGUUAGGACUAGUUCAUCAAGGGAGGCAGAUCGAUCUGGAGAGGUCUCAGUCAGUAAUGCCAGUGACAUGGAAACUGAAUGGGUUGAACAGGAUGAACCGGGGGUUUACAUCACUAUUAGAGCACUUCCAGGCGGAACUCGGGAGCUUAGACGUGUCCGAUUCAGCCGAGAAAGGUUCGGAGAAAUGCAUGCGAGGAUGUGGUGGGAAAAAAACCGAGCCAGAAUACAAGAGCAAUACUUGUGAGGCAUAACAGCAAAACAAUGGCAUUUGCAAGUUUGUCUCGCCUUUCUUUUACCAUUGGUGUUUAGACAAGUUCUGUGUGCCUGAGACACAACUAAGCACAAAGUCUAUUACAUGUACGUACAAACUCUGUGAAGAGAAAGAGACCAUAUGAGGUGAUUUUUUUCUUGUAGAAUUUUGGUUCUUGCCACGAUGAACAUAAUUUAGCACAUGCUUAUAGCCGAUCUUCUUUCGGAAAUAUCAGUGUGCAAGCAACUUGGAAAUAAACAUAAUCUCUGAACCAGGAUCGAUAAUAUAUAAAU
Hibiscus syriacus is the source of this 1554-nucleotide messenger RNA. RefSeq names its product protein Brevis radix-like 2. NCBI's taxonomy places the organism in Eukaryota, Viridiplantae, Streptophyta, Magnoliopsida, Malvales, Malvaceae. The coding region runs from base 152 to 1255 and encodes 367 amino acids. The transcript is spliced from 5 exons. The record is from RefSeq and is a predicted model, not a curated record.